Messenger RNA from Ipomoea nil (Japanese morning glory), 939 nucleotides. RefSeq lists its product as uncharacterized. The record is from RefSeq and is a predicted model, not a curated record. The transcript is spliced from 2 exons. NCBI's taxonomy places the organism in Eukaryota, Viridiplantae, Streptophyta, Magnoliopsida, Solanales, Convolvulaceae. The coding region runs from base 93 to 599 and encodes 168 amino acids.
CAGGAAUAACACAGUACCUUAUCGUUCCAUAGUAGUAUCUGUAUAUAUAGGUAUAGAUUAUAUGCAUGCUUUGAAAUCCCACAGAAACAAAUAUGGCAUCGAUGGAGAUGGGAAACCCGAGUAGUAGGGGUCGCGAGAGAGUAGAUAUAUUACCAGACCAACUCCCAGAUAGGGAGCCGGAAGACUGGAUUGAGUACUUUGAGUUCAAGUACUCAAGGGACACACCAAGUGAUGCCCGCAAUGCGAUACUGGUGGUGGCGGCGCUCUUAGUUCAAGUCACCUAUCAAGCUGGGAUCAAUCCCCCAGACUACAUAUACAAGAAUAAAGCUACUGAAUUUUCCACAUUUUCCCUCACUGUUUUCUUGGUGGCCAAUACUCUAAGCCUUUCUUCGGCAAUGGCGAUGAUUGAAUAUCUUACGGUAAACAUGCCCUACCAGAGAGAGCUGAGAAUUGCCGGUUUUUGCAUGAUGUUUGGAUAUGGUUGGUCUUCAUGUAGCACAGAACCGAUCAGUGGAACUAAGACAGCCUUAAUCGUAGUCGCUUCCUUGGCACCAUAUCUAAUUAGGACUCUGCCUAAUCUGUUCAAGAAAUGCUGUUGAGACAGAGGCCAGGGUAACACCUGCGAUCCCUGUAGUUUAUCAUAUAAGUAAUAAAUGUAUGGCAAAAAUUUGUAUGUUCAUUUUAUUGGGAGCUUAACAUUGUAAAACGAUUACGAGGACAGAAAUCUGCAUUCGUUGAAGAGCAUUUACAAUCAAAUUAAAGUUCUUACAUGUUUUAGUGCUCUAACAUGUCUGUUCUGAUGCUACUAUAUUCUAACCACAAGAAUUUGACCUUUGAGUUCAAUUUCAGAGACCAGAAAAAUAUCUUGGGGACUUGGAAUCUUGGGAAAAAGCUGAAGCCGCUCUUUUAGAUGAACUCAAUGAAUUUGGGAAACCCUGG